Pestalotiopsis fici W106-1 is the source of this 1707-nucleotide messenger RNA. RefSeq names its product CTP synthase. Gene Ontology annotation, molecular function: identical protein binding; CTP synthase activity. The transcript has 12 exons. The record is from RefSeq and is a predicted model, not a curated record. Gene Ontology annotation, cellular component: cytoophidium; cytoplasm. NCBI's taxonomy places the organism in Eukaryota, Fungi, Ascomycota, Sordariomycetes, Amphisphaeriales, Sporocadaceae. The coding region runs from base 1 to 1707 and encodes 568 amino acids. Gene Ontology annotation, biological process: CTP biosynthetic process; pyrimidine nucleobase biosynthetic process.
AUGAAGGUCGUUCUCGUAAACGGUGGUGUCAUUUCUGGUGUCGGCAAAGGCAUUAUUGCCAGCAGUGCCGGUCUGCUUUUGAAGACCCUGGGUCUCCGUGUCACUGCACAAAAACUAGACCCGUACCUGAACACAGAUGCCGGACUCUUGAACCCUCUCGAGCACGGAGAGUGCUUCGUUCUGGCCGAUGGUGGCGAGACGGAUCUGGAUCUCGGAAACUACGAGAGAUAUCUCGGCAUUCAGUUGAGUCAUGACAGCAACAUGACCACCGGCAAGAUCUACAAGCUGGUCAUUGACAAGGAGAGGCGAGGAGACUACCUUGGAAAGACUGUUCAGGUCGUUCCUCACAUCACAGACGCCAUCCAGGAGUGGAUCGAGCGCGUCGCAAAGAUCCCAGUUGACGAUUCCGGCGCCGAGCCGGAUGUCUGCAUCAGUACUGAUCUCGAGUCUGGUCCCUUCAUUGAGGCACUGGUUCAGCUCAGACACAGACUUGGCCCAGAGAACUUUUUCAACAUUGGCGUGUCAUACGUCCCAAUCAUCAACGGAGAGGAAAAGACCAAGCCCACCCAGAAUGCCAUAAGAUCGAUGCGAAGUGCUGGUCUCAUUCCAGACGCGAUUGCCUGUCGCUGUGAGAGACCCCUGGAUGACGGCACGAUACACAAGGUCGCUAGAAGUUGCCAAGUCGAGUUCGAGCAGGUUAUUGGCGUGCGUGACAUGGAGACCAUUUACCAAGUUCCCCUUCUCCUAGAGGAGCAGGGCUUGCUGAAGCUGCUGCGCAAGGGUCUGGCCCUUGAUAAGCACGUGCUGUCCCCCGACAUGGUCAGCAAGGGUUCGGCUCUGUGGGAUCUCUGGAAGAAGACAGUCGUGCCCGAGCAGCACCUCGCUCCUGUCAACAUUGUCCUGGUCGGCAAGUACGUCGCUCUCGAAGACGCCUACCUCAGUGUCCGAAAGUCGCUUGAGCACUCCUCCAUGAGAUGCAAGCGGAAGCUGAACCUCAUCUGGGUUGAUUCCGAGCACCUCGAGCACGAUAUGCAACAGAAGGACCCGCCCAAGUACCACAACGCCUGGAAGGCUGUCUGUGAGGCUCAGGGUGUUCUUGUCCCUGGCGGCUUCGGCUCUAGAGGAGUGGAGGGAAUGAUUGAGGUCGCCAAGUGGGCACGCCAGCGCAAGGUUCCUUUCUUGGGUAUUUGCCUCGGAAUGCAGGUUGCCGUCAUGGAAUACGCCCGUAACGAGAUGGGUCUCAAGGGUGCUACUUCUGAGGAGAUUUCUGCUCACGCAGAGAACCGCGUUAUUGUCUUUAUGCCCGAGGGUUCCAAGGAGCAAAUGGGUGGCACAAUGAGACUCGGCACCCGGACAUCCCACUUCAAGCCCGGCACCGAGUGGAGCAAGCUUCGCGCCAUCUACGGUGGCGGAGAUGUUGUUGAGGAGCGUCACCGACACCGUUACGAGGUCAACCCCGAUUACAUUGAGAAGCUCGAGGAGGCUGGACUUUCCUUGACUGCUCUCGAUAGCCAAGGCGUCAGAGUUGAGUGCAUUGAGAUCAAGGACCACCCCUUCUUCGUUGGUGUGCAAGCACACCCCGAGUACACCAGCAAGGUUUUGGACCCAUCUCCCACGUACCUUGGUUUUGUAGCCGCUGCUUCGGGGUGCCUCGACCAGAUGAUUGAGGAAGCUAGCCACGGAAAGGGUCGCGCAUCUCACUUUUAG